CUGGUUAACAGCCAGAGCCAACAAUUGUGGAGAAGUCUCCGAUCCGCUGGGCUCAUAAAAUGGGUUCGCCGCGAUGAUGGGAGCAGCAGUUUGGGGCAAGUUUUCAAGCGGUCAACAUGAAGUCGAUUAUUAUUCUUUUAGCCUUAGUGGCUUUCUGCCAAGCGGCGCCUUUGGAGGUCAAGGAGUCGUCCUCGGAAGCUCUCUCCAGACCCAGUCCCAUUAGUCCCGAUGUGAUCAGUGAUCCCAAGCCCCCGGCAAAGGUCGUCCUGCUGAAGGAUACUGCCGUCCUGAAUCGCGAGAAACGUGACGAGGCCAAGAAACCCGACAAUGAAAAGGCCCCCGAAUCCCUCCAGCACAAUGCUCCUGCUCCAAGCCCCUUUCUCGUGGCUCACCACGAGGAUGCCCACAAGCACAAGCGGGAAGCUCACCACGAGGAGGGUCACAAGGAGGAGCCCCAAAAGGAGGAGGUAAAGGAUGCUCCCGAGGUUCCCGAACCCAAGAAGGAGAAGCGAGAGGCUCACCAUGAGGAGGGUCACAAGGAGGAGCCCCAGAAGGAGGAGGUGAAGGAUGCCCCCGAGGUUCCCGAACCCAAGAAGGAGAAGCGAGAGGCUCACCAUGAGGAGGGUCACAAGGAGGAGCCCCAGAAGGAGGAGGUGAAGGAUGCCCCCGAGGUUCCCGAACCCAAGAAGGAGAAGCGGGAGGCUCACCACGAGGAGGGUCACAAGGACGAUGAUAAGCCUCAGGUGGAGGAUCUUUCACUGCCCCAUGCUCUACCUACAGAUGCUCAUACCGCGGAGUUGCCCAAAAAGCAGGAGAAACGCGAGACUGUUGAAAAACCCGACAGCGUGAAGGCCCGCGAGUCCAUCCAACACAAGCCCCAGCACUCCGAGGAUCUCACCAAGGCUAUCGAAUCUCUGACCGGAGGAAAAGCCCCGGAGCAGCGUCAUCAGCGCGAUAUCCCCGUGCCCACUCAAACCAAAGCCACCGCCGCACCUGCAGAAACCACAAAAUCGGAGGCCGGAAGCACCACGCCCUCCACCCACCAUCUGAAUAUUCCCCAUCCCAUUCCGGUUGCUGAGCUCUUCGAGAAGAACAAGAAGUCAUCUUCCAGCUCCGAGGAAAGCAAGGAGAGCAAGGAGAAAGUCAAGGCCUAAACAUUAAGAUCCUAAACUUGCUAAUUGAACCAUCACGAGAUUGUAGUCAACGAAAAUGAACUAAAAUAAACAAAAAUAUUUACAUGCUUAUAUAAAAA
Molecule: messenger RNA, 1252 nt
Organism: Drosophila rhopaloa
Lineage: Eukaryota; Metazoa; Arthropoda; Insecta; Diptera; Drosophilidae
Product: sarcoplasmic reticulum histidine-rich calcium-binding protein
Exons: 2
Coding region: 117-1154 (345 amino acids)
Source: RefSeq, a predicted model, not a curated record